GAGAGUACAACUAACAGCCUGCUGGAUACAUUCUCAGAGUUGCUAUGUCAUCAAUCCAUGAUCCUGGCCAUGAACUCCAGCUUUGUGGAUCCCUUACUGCAGUUUGAGUCUCAAUUGGGGAUAAUAGAGUCAUCCUUUAAAAUGGCAUUUUCUAUACCAAGUCUUGACAAGGUGAAAAUGAUGGGGAAGAAUGAUGAGGAUAUUGAGGACCUGGAGAAUUUAUAUCAAAGUAUUUUAAACAUAUAUGAAGAUACCAUUCUGAUCUUAGUGUCUAAAGACCUCUACAAACUACAGAUUUUAAAGGAAAUGACCAAGUGGAUGAAUGAAGAUAAUUUGUACCUGCAAGAGGGAGUAAUGGUGAUCAUCAGCAGAGUGUUAAUCUUUGCAUCCAGGAAGGUCAGGGGACUUACAAGUGUUGAUGCUCCGUGUUUAGGUAUCCUGGCAGCAGAGCUUUCUCUUUUGUGUUCCCAUAAGGAUUCCUUAAUCGCACAACAAGCAUCCUUGGGACUGUAUCACCUCCUUUGCAUUGCAAAAUGUCAAAAUGCAGCCAUUGUAAUCACUACAACUAUGAAGAAUUUUAGGCAUGGAAGUCAUAACUUCAUGACUUUCUCUGAAAGAGACUCACUACCAAACACCUUACAUCAAGACAAAGUGAAACUCACUCAGAGUGUAGGACAAAUCUUACUGCCCUCCUUGCUAACUGACUUUGUGUGGAGUCUCCUGAAGAAGCUCUCUGAACCUGAUUAUACAACAGCAUCUGAGGCAGCAGCCAUACUGAACCUGACUCUAGAAUAUUAUGCCCAGAAGGUCACCAUGGUGUCUAAGAUUGUAGAUUCUAUUUAUAAGCAACUAUGUGAAAAUUCUUCUCACAUCAUGAAACAGGCUAUGUUGCGGGUCAUCACCUUGUUGACAUGCGCUUCACCCAGGAAGGUCAUUUUUCAACUCAUGGACUACCCAGUCCCAGCAGACAACACUCUGAAACUGAUGUGGGAAGCAGCGGGCUCUGAAGCAAGUGUUGCCCCUUAUGUGCUGAAGACCAUCUUGUUGAUACUGAAAGGAAAGCCUGGGGAGAUGGAGGAGACCACGUUGGAAAAAAGGCAGUUCUCUCUAGAUGCCACCAACAUGAUGCCUGUGGCGGCAUCCCAGGCCUUGUGCAUAUUUCUGUCUGUGAGUUCUUAUAAGAAAGCUGUCGCCCAGUUUUUUCCCCAGCUCCUGAUGGCCCUCAUGCUUCAACUCUUCUACAGCAGUCAGCUGAGAGUGCUGCCCGGGGACAGCCCUCUCUAUGCCCGGGAUGCCCUAAGAGUUCUGCUGAAUUGCUCUGGACUACAGGAUGUGGAUACUGCUCUACAGAAAAAGAAUUGCUGGAACCAGUUUUCCCAAGCCCUGUAUCACCAUCAUGGGGUUUACCUCAUUGCCAAAACACUCAGUGAUUGUAACUUUCCACAGUUUCCAGAGACCUUAUAUUAUCUCUAUAAGAUGUCAGUGGAAGGUCCCAGAAGGUCAGAAGACAGUAUCAUCACCAUAAUAUUCCUCACUGAAAUUCUGAAUAACUUCUUCAAGGACCCAUUCCCAGAAGAAUUUUUGGUCCUCUUCAGAAACUGGGUCAAUGAUUCUAAUCCUGAAGUUAGCAAAUUGAGCCUUCAGAAAAUCGCCAACAUGUCACCAGUUAUCAAUGAAAUAGAAAAUUCCUGCAGCUUAUUAAUAUCCAUCCUGGAUGCCUUCCUUUCCAAAGAGAAGACUGUUGUAAUUAGAGCCUUACUCACUCUCAGAAGGCUUUUAAGCAGACUGGACAAGAUGACCUACUCUUCACUGUGUACCAGAAUCGCUUCCAGCUACUGUCCUCUGAUGGAUCAUAGUAACAGAGGCAUUCGGAGCAUGGCCAUCCGACACUUUGGUGAAUUACUUAGGGACAUGAGUCAAUACACAUGGAUGCUGAACCAUACAGUCCUAGGAGGCUUGGUGCCCUUGAUCUUAUUUCUAGAGGACAAGGAGAUAAUAGUAGUAAAAGCAUGUAAAUAUACAUUAGAAAUCUGUGCCUCACAACUAAAGUGGUCAACAUCAUAUUUGCUCAAGGAUGAAAAUUACAAUUUUGAAUUGGUGGUGCUCAACAUCUGUAACAACCUUCUUGCUUUUCAUGAGAGCUUCAUUACAGAUUUAAUAUCUGACACCUUAGGAUUCCUGAGGAGCUCCCAAGCAUACCUGAGGAGAGGAGCAGUUAUUUUAAUAG
Castor canadensis (American beaver) is the source of this 2227-nucleotide messenger RNA. Lineage: Eukaryota; Metazoa; Chordata; Mammalia; Rodentia; Castoridae. The record is from RefSeq and is a predicted model, not a curated record.